GGACUCAAGAGCUGAAGCUUCCGAACUUCCUGAAGUGCCGUUCCAAACCAUCUCUGCUAUGGCGAUUGCUCAAGAAGCCAGCUGCUUUGCCACUGAUGUGGAGACGGUGGUGGCCGUCCUAUCCGACUUCAAGUAUUCUGAAGCGUUGGCAGAGGAAUCGGUGGCAGAUGAGAUCAGGUGCCAGUUGAAGGACCAGUCCAUGCAGAUUGAGGAACUGAAGGCUGCCAUUGAGACCGAACUUCAAACUGUGCGCCAACAAUUUGAGGAAGCAGAGGUUGCUUUGGAGAGCACAAAAAGCUCUGAGCGCCAAGCAGUGUGCGAACUGGAAUCCAAGGUGAACACUCUGGUGGAAGCUCAAUUGAAGUUGCAGUCAGUGCAAGAUGCGAGGAAGAAGGUCGAGAAGGAGAGUCGUGAUGAGUUGGUGGUGAGCGAUGCACUCCACGAGGCCAAGAACAGGAACAUCUCCGUGAAUGAGGGUGCGUUUUGUACUCUUCUGAAUGGUUCUUGGACCUCAGACAAGGACAAGAAUGAAAAGCUAGCUACCAUCAAGGAGUACUUGCAGGACAUUGGCACAGAGAAGACUCUGGUGGCCGCAGCGGAUGGUCUCAUCACCAAGCCGGAAGUGCGUGGUGACUUCGACAAGAUGACCAUCGACUGCAUCACAGAGGAAUUGUCUGAGAAGCUGAAGCAGGUGGAGGAGAAGCUUUCUGAGCGCGCGCCAGCGGACAAGCAGGUGCGAGCUGAGCUCCUGGGCCUUCAGGCGAGGACCGUUGUGUCGAGGCGUUGACCUUUCGGUGCCGAGGCGACGUAAGUCGUCAAGCUUGGCGACGCUUUGACCGUCUGUGUUUGACUAGGCCCUCCAGGACAUGUGUGAG
Durusdinium trenchii is the source of this 875-nucleotide messenger RNA. The record is from the annotation of a GenBank genome assembly. Lineage: Eukaryota; Dinophyceae; Suessiales; Symbiodiniaceae.